This is a messenger RNA of Linum trigynum, 4397 nucleotides long. The record is from the annotation of a GenBank genome assembly. Lineage: Eukaryota; Viridiplantae; Streptophyta; Magnoliopsida; Malpighiales; Linaceae.
AUAAUUUAAAUAUUAUUUUCCUAUGUGGCAUCUACGUGUUGCCGCCACUUCAUCGAUAGUCAGACAAUGGUUGACCACCAUUAGGUCAAUCGUUACCUACAGAAAUUCGCGUAACACAAAUGACGCAGACCUUUAAUCAAUUGGAAUAUUAAUGUAUUUAUUGAAGUUCCGCAACACAAAUUGCAAAUUCGCAAAAGAUUGGGAAACGGCUACGAUGCUAAUUGUACAAUAGUUAGUAUCGUUCUAACCAAGAGAAAAACUACUACUAGUUUGAAUUAGUAGUGAUUUAGCUUAGAUGUUGUAUUGAUUUUAUAAUAAUCCGUAGUGAUUUCGUUAUUUUUAGUAGCGUUUUUUGCUAGUUAUCACGGUGCUAACUCCUAUAAGGGUUAGUACCUAAUCCUAUUGAUAUUUUUAUUGCUAUUAGCUCAUAUUAAAAGUACCACAUUCUUAAAUAAUAUAUUAAUUUUACUCCAAAAUAUCACAAAUGCAAAAUAACACAUCCACAGAAGCCGGACAAAUCCAAAUAUGAGAUAUGAGACUACGGUCAAAGGUCUGCCAUUUGGAUUUCUGACAUUUAUUUUUUCUUUCUUUUUUAGAAACAUUUUUAUCGGUGAAGAGAAACGUUAGCACAGUGCUCAUUCUCUUUCCUCUCCCCUUUUUCUCCCACAAAAAAGUAUAAAAUGAAAGUUAUGAUGCCCACUAACUUGCUUAUAGUUUGAUUUUCUAUUAGCAAACAUAGACCAAGAUAUUGAAAACUAAGUCAUCGAACAUAAUACGGGUUGAGCAUCCAUAAACACUUAUCUCAUUUCCCUCCUUUAUGCUUCAUUUUUCCCUAGCAACUUUAAAUGAAAAAAAGGUGACAUUUAUUCCACAAUCCUUGAAAAAUCAUUUUCCCGUCGCGGAGACUUUCCUUGCACAUAUAAGACUUUAAGAGAAAAGUCGUAGUUUUUUGUUUCACUGCAAAAACAUACAAGUUGUUUUUCAGAUAACAUAUCAAAAGAGGUAAAAGGGGAAUAUUGAAGAAAGGAUGGUUGUGGAAUCGCUGAGUCCAAUCAAGAAUUUCGAAAUAGAUACAUACGACACUGAUGAUGAUGGAAGACCCCGACGAAAAGGAACCAUGGUGACAGCAAGUGCACAUAUAAUCACAUCAGUGAUAGGAUCAGGGGUGCUAUCAUUAGCGUGGGCCACGGCCCAAUUAGGAUGGGUUGCUGGGCCAAUUGUGCUUUUUGGAUUCGCUGCAAUUACUUGGUACACUGCUUGUCUACUAUGCGACUGUUAUAGAUGCCCUGGCCCCAAUUUCGGCACCCGAACUUACAACUACAGUGGCGCUGUCAAGGCCCAUUUAGGAGGAAUGCGGUCCAAGUUUUGUGGAGUAGUUCAAUUCAUAUAUCUUCUAGGAACUGCCAUUGGAUACACCAUUGCCACACCCAUUAGUAUGGCAGCUAUAACAAGAUCCAACUGCUUCCACAAAGAGGGACACGGAGCAGGGUGCCACACGUCCAACAACAAGUUUGUGAUCAUAUUUGGGAUCAUUCAGAUCUUUCUCAGCCAGCUCCCAGACUUUCACAACCUCGCUUUCAUCUCGGUCGUGGCCGCCGUCAUGUCCUUCGCCUACUCCACCAUUGGUCUCGGCCUCUGCGUAGCCACGAUAAUAAAGAAUCACAACAUUGAGAACACGGGGCUAAUAGGGGUAAAGAUUGGCGAAGGAGGCCUCACCAAAUCAAUGAAGGUGUUCAGCGUGUUACAGGCUAUAGGGGAUAUUGCAUUUGCCUAUAGCUACGCCCCAAUCCUUCUCGAAAUUGAGGACACACUGAAAUCAAGUCCUCCGGAGAAUGAGGUAAUGAAGAAAGCAUCAAUGAUGGGGAUUGCAGUGACGACUGUGUUUUACGGGCUAUGCGGUCUUCUUGGGUACGCAGCAUUCGGCAACGAGGCACCGGGAAACUUGCUCACCGGAUUCGGCUUCUACGACCCUUUCUGGCUUGUCGACAUUGCUAACCUCUUCGUUGUGAUCCACCUGAUCGGGGCAUACCAGGUCUUCAUCCAACCAACCUUCCAGAUCGUGGAGGAAUGGUGCAAAAGGAAAUGGCCACAGAAUGGAUUCAUCGGAAAUGAGUACCCCGUCAAGCUCUGUGCUGGCAUCGGCGACUUCAGGUUGAAUGCAUUCAGAUUGGUGUGGAGAACCACCUACGUCGCCGCAACUUGCGUGGUUGGGAUGCUUUUCCCUUUCUUCAACAGCGUGCUCGGGCUGCUUGGUGCCUUGGCAUUUUGGCCGCUCACUCUAUAUUUCCCGACCGAGAUGUACAAGAAACAAGCUGGAGUGGAGAGGUUUAGCGCCGCUUGGAUGCGCGUCACCGUUCUUAGUGUCGUCUGCUUGGUAGUAUCGAUUCUUUGUGCUAUUGGUUCUUUUGAUGGCAUCAUCACUUCCCUUGAAAAAUACAAGCCAUUUAAGUUUGAAACUUGAAUGUUGUAUUUUUUUUUUCUUCUUUUUAUUGGAUUCAUUGUUAUAUUCCCCAUAGUCACUCUCUCUUUUACCUCUUCUUAAUUCUCAUUUCAUCAUAUAAAAAGUGUUUAUUCUAUAUGAGAAUUGUACUCUUAGCAUGUAGCUGAUCUACACCGAGGAGGUGUUUGGUUAUUAUGAUAUCACUAUGGAGAUUAAAACUUAUGCAUACCUUGUCAAUUAGCAAGUCACUAAUAGCAAAUUCUGUAAAUUUUGUGGCAUUGGCUCCUUAUUCCAAAUUUAGUGGAGGAUUGCACAACAUUAUUUUGGGUAGAAUUUGAUGAUGCGGAAGACGAAACAACACACGAGACAACGAUUUACGUGGUAUCCUCGAUCGAUUGAUUGAUCGAGACUAAUCCACGGUGAGCUCAAAGGAGCUCACGGCUGACAAUUUUAUUAUAAGACUACAUCUUGACGGCUUGCUUACGACAAUCUCCGUAGCUAACCUUAUAUAGACGUAGGGUUAAAACCCUAAUGACAACCAAGUUUCCUUCUUUGACAGGGACAAGGAAAAAAGGAACUUGGAGGACAAAAAAUUAAUUAUUUUUUACUAAAUAAUUAAUAUCCUCAACACUCCCCUCAAGCGAAGACAGGAGUGACAUGAAGUUUUACUUGUAAAAGCAUUCAAAAUUCACCAAUCAAACUAACGUCAGAACUUUCCAAUCAUUAACUCAAUUGAGUAUUUGUCUGGCGAUUUAGAAACAUCGUCCAAGAGUUGAGAUAUGGAUUGGGUGGGUCCAUUGCUACUUUCCUAUUACUAGCCUCAUCUCUCUCCCUCCCUCUGUUCAAUUAGCUUGAGGUUCUACUGAGAUUUCCAAAUCUAAUCUCGUCUAAAAUAACACCGGGUUCGGGUCCCAAGCUCUAGAAGCGAACGAAUUUGUUCUACUGAAGUCUUAUAAUAGCCAAAAUAAGAAAUUGAAUCUCUACGAAGGCAUAAGAAAUUUUAGGAUAUUUGAAUUGAGGGGUGAUCAUGCAUCACAUACUGGGAUGUUAAUGUGUAUUGAAUGUAAUGAUGACGAUUUGAACCCGCCUCACGGGAAUUACCCGACCUGACUCAUUCCGUUCUUGACCCAUUUUAUUUCAAUUUCUUACAGUAUCUAUGCACAUUUCUCCUACUUUGACUUUUCAUCAACUAGUUAGAGUCGAUUUUUCAACUUGUUAGACUCAAUUACUCAUUUUAUUAUCACUAUUUUUCAUUCACAAAAGUGUUUUCCAAUUCGUUUUUAUCGCAAAAUGUUAAAAUUGCGUGUAUUUUUUUUCAAAUAACCGCGCUGGUUUGAACAGCCCCGACCCGCAGUAGCGUGAGGCGGGGCAUGGGCAUUGAGGUACCCGUCCCGCCUCGCCCCAUUGCCAUCACUAAUUGAAGGGUGCUUGUACAACUUUGCUUCAUGUUUUUGGUUUUGUCGCCAUCAACCCGUCGUAUGUUGGAACAAGUUAUUAUGCAUUGUCAUUACCCAAAUGAACAAACUUUCUCUUAUGUUUUAUAGAACUCCAAUGUGCUGCGAGCCAAUAUCGAUUUGAAUUAUGAUUGAUAAUGCGAGAUGGAGAAGAAGCGGAAAAGAAAGAUAGAAAGGGGUUGGAAUGAGAUGUCAUGUGACCAUUCAUUUGUCCCGCUUAAUUUUCAUUUUUUGUUAAUGAAUAUUUUCCCUUCUUUCUAUGUCUCUAAUUUUUUUAUUUAAGUUAAGUAGCAUAAAAUGCUAAAAAUUCUAAGUUGUCAAGUUACCACAAGAAAUGCCACUCUUAAUUUUCAUUUUUUGUUAAUGAAUAUUUUCCCUUCUUUCUAUGUCUCUAAUUUUUUUAUUUAAGUUAAGUAGCAUAAAAUGCUAAAAAUUCUAAGUUGUCAAGUUACCACAAGAAAUGCCACGUCAUUGUAUUAUGUUAAUAUAGUCAGCAUAGGUAC